AUCGGCUGACAACAAACAAGUAGCUAUUUCCUAAUGAGUUACAGUGACCUUUGACCUCCGCAAAAUGGCGGACAUUGCUCUCAGGCCUGACUUUUGAAUGAUCAUGUUGUAACUUCUUGGACAGAGAAAGUGGAACUCAAGAAGCAAGCCCAUACUCUUAGAAGGAAUUCUAGGAAAAUCUCAGGUUCAGAAAGACAUCAGUUCAAGAUGAUGGGCAAAUUGAUUGCCUUAGCUAUAGUGUCCACCAUUGCCGCAAUUUUUGCACAGAUCGAACUGAGUAAUGACCCCUUAGUGGUCACCAAAGAUGUGGUCAUCAAGAAGAAUCGGUCAGAAGUUUUCGGCUAUGUGUCCAAUCUCAGGACAUAUCCAUCGUGGUACCCAGGGCUUGUAUGGUUGCAAGAAGUGGAACAUUCCAGCAUGAAGCCAGGAAAGAGAUUUGUCGGGGCCUACUGGGUACCAAUCAUUGGGGAGCUGAACGAAAAUUUUAAGGUUGUAGCAUAUGUAGAAAACAAGAAGCUGGCAUUUGAGUCAGACUUCUUUGCCCACCAACCUCGGAUUGUCAUGACCUUCCAAGAUGAAGGAAAUGACAGGACCCGCCUGACAUGGAAAAUGUUCACCCAGAGAAGAAGCUACUUCUUUUUUGGUACGUUUUACCAGAUAUUUAAGUACACUCUGGACCAGCGUGUGACUGGUGCACUUCUCACCCUCCGAGGGAACCUCCAAGGGGAGGGGAACGUGUUCGGCAUAUGAGACGAGGUGUCAGAAUCCAUCCAUCCGUGCAUGCCAAAGUGUGGGUUUGUGAACGUCUGCUACAAAAAGGUGUGACUAAUUGUAUGUAAAUAAUAUGUGCUGGCUGUAAAUGUUUUUUGCAAGGUACUAAACAGAAUGUGUUAAAUAUUUAAGUCAAUUGCAAUU
Molecule: messenger RNA, 915 nt
Organism: Branchiostoma floridae (Florida lancelet)
Lineage: Eukaryota; Metazoa; Chordata; Leptocardii; Amphioxiformes; Branchiostomatidae
Exons: 5
Coding region: 208-750 (180 amino acids)
Source: RefSeq, a predicted model, not a curated record